AUGCGUAUGUGCGUGCAUCAGCGCGUGUGUCUGCGCGUGACACAUCACGUGACACAGCGCUAUGGUUUAUUUCUUUCUUUUUUCUUUCUUUCUUUCUUUCUUUCUUUCUUUCUUUCUUUCUUUUUAGCUUUCUUUCUUUCUUUCCUUUUUCUUUCUUUCUUUUUGUUCUAUUUUUAUUUUAUUCUUUCUUUCUUUGUAACUUUUUGUAAAUAUUUUAAUAUUCAAAUUAUUUCUUUCUAUUUUUACUUUCUUUUCGCUGCGAUCAUCUUUGUUUCAUUUCUUACAUCUCCAUUUUCAAUGCAAAUGACCUACUUUAGAAAACAUGUCUUGUUUCUUCUCAUACGGAAUGUUUUCUUUCUUUUUCUUUCUCUUUCUUUCUUUCUUUUUCUUUUUCUUUCUUUCUUUUUCAACAUUUUUUUUUGCGGUUUGUCUUUUUUUCGUUUGUCUUUCUUCACUAUUCUUUCUCUGUUUCUACUUUUGAUAAAUUGGUUAUUCUUUCUUUUGGGGAAUUGCUUAUCCUUUCUUUUGGUGAAUUGGUUAUUCUUUCUUUUGGUGAAUAGGUUAUUCUUUCUUUUGGUGAAUUGGUUAUUCUUUCUUUUGGGGAAUUGGUUAUUCUUUCUUUUGGUAAUUUUGUUAUUCUUUCUUUUGGGGAAUUGGUUGUUCUUUAUUUGGGAAAUUGGUUAUUCUUUCUUUUGGGGAAUUGGUUAUUCUUUCUUUUGGGGAAUUGGUUAUUCUUUCUUUUGGUAA
This is a messenger RNA of Acanthosepion pharaonis, 747 nucleotides long. Lineage: Eukaryota; Metazoa; Mollusca; Cephalopoda; Sepiida; Sepiidae. The record is from the annotation of a GenBank genome assembly.